UCUGAGUUUAAGCUCCUAAAAAAUGUCACUGCUUGCAACCUCUUAUCGCUAUGAGAUUGAACACUGUAAUGCUAAAGCAUUACAAAAAGCACUGUCAAGACAACAGUCUAGAAUUAAGGAAGAUGAGCUUUAUGCUAUGAGAGAAAACACCGUUGAUUCGGAACGCAUGGCAAAUGAAGUCAGCAAAUGGUCAGAAAAUCUAGAAGAGGCUAGUGAUAGAAGAAGAACAAAAAGAGAGAAAAACGAAAUUAAAGAAGAAUUGAGACUUGGAAAUAAAUCUUCCGUUAUGGUACGAAGAGCACAGUUGGAGCAGUUGUUAUUGAGCGAAAGAAAAAUGUUUGCAGAAGAAUUAGAGAAACUCGGUCUAGCUUUUCAUCAAGACAGAUUGUAAAUUCGAUUCUUAAUUAUGUAAAUAGUUAAACUUAUUUUUUAAUAUAUAAAGAAGAAAUGGGAAA
Hydractinia symbiolongicarpus is the source of this 455-nucleotide messenger RNA. RefSeq lists its product as uncharacterized. The record is from RefSeq and is a predicted model, not a curated record. The transcript has 6 exons. Bases 23 to 391 code for a protein of 122 amino acids. NCBI's taxonomy places the organism in Eukaryota, Metazoa, Cnidaria, Hydrozoa, Anthoathecata, Hydractiniidae.